This is a messenger RNA of Amorphotheca resinae ATCC 22711, 2599 nucleotides long. RefSeq lists its product as hypothetical. The coding region runs from base 354 to 2204 and encodes 616 amino acids. NCBI's taxonomy places the organism in Eukaryota, Fungi, Ascomycota, Leotiomycetes, Helotiales, Amorphothecaceae. The transcript has 2 exons. The record is from RefSeq and is a predicted model, not a curated record.
CCAGCAUCCCUCGUCAUCUACGCAUCUUUCUCGUAAGGCCAACAGGUUAACAACUCAUAAAACGGCUCUUGGGACUCCCCGGCUGCUCUAUCUCACCUCACCAUCCCCCCCUCUCUAUUUUAUAGGCCCACAUAGCAACGGCCGUGGCCAUGCUAAGUUCUGACCAGUACGAGGAACAUUAGAAGCCAAUCAGCCAUCUACCUGCCAACCCCUAGAAGCGAAACGUCAGGCCGCCAAGGACAGUGCGAAACCCUUUGGAAUUCCGGGAAUGCCAGGCCCAUCCGUUCAAAUACUUUCCUUUUCAAGUUUGAAGAAGCCCAUCCUUCCUCCAACCUGUGUGGUUUGAGGACACGAUGUAUAUAUACCAAGAACUGCGGCGCCGGCAGACCCCACCACCUCCCGACAAGUCAGGGUCCGGCGUAAGUGUUGGCACGAUAAUCGCAAUCGUCGUAGUCGUCGUAUGUCUUCUAGGCGUAGUACUUGGCUUCUAUCUGCUCCGAAGAUGUCGUCGUAAACACAAGAAUCCAAAAUACGUACCGACUCCUUUCCUGAAAAAGCUAUGGGAGAAAUGGGAGCCAGGGAAAACACGCUAUCGAAUCGCCGAUAGCGAUCAUCUCGAACCUCAAAGGACAGCGGGAUCAACGCAACCGUCCAAUGCCGCCGCUGCUCAGGCUACAACCACUACUGAAGGCGUCGAUAGACAUACCUCAGUGAGAUCUGUUAUGACAUUGCCGGCUUAUCAUCCGAACGCAUUACAGAACGAGCAAGUGUUGGGGAGGGAAGGGGAAAGAGGAGGGAUUGAUGUCGUGAUUGAAUUCCCAGAAGGACCCGAUGAGGAAGAGGAACGCCGCGAAGCUGAAAUGGAGGCUUUAUACCAGGUCCGACUUGCAAGACGAAGAGAGAUUGAAGAACGGGAAGAACGGAGGCGACUCAGGAGAGAGGCGAGAGAGAGGGGCGACCACGUAGCCCUGAGAGAGCUUCAAGCUAGAGCUAGGGGCAAUUCAAACGCAAGCACGGGAAUGAGUGUAGCGGAGGCUAGGGCUGAACACGAACGUAUCAAGAGGGAACGUCAAAGGGCUAUUUCGUCGGUCGCAUAUGCAGCUUUGGGAAUUGCAAGGCACGACGGGACAAGGGUGCGCGCUAAUAGCAAUGAUAGCGAACGUGAUGGACUUCUUGGUGAUGCUGCCGGUAUGGGGAGCAGUUUCCAUCGAAGAGAUCGAAGCUCAAGCUCAAUCCUGAGCAUCGAUACAAUGAACAUCGACCUACCUGGGAGAACAUUGACGCGCUCACGCGCAAAUUCGGCCCGUUCGGAAGCUGCCGAGAGUCCUCUACGAAAUGUUAUCAGUUAUAGCCAACAAGAUGGCAGGUCAAGUCACGAAGGUAGAGCGGGAAGCAGCCCGGAGAUGAUAGACCACGAAGAUAUCCCGCCAAACAGUCCACCGGAAUACGAGCACAUUUCACUGGACACGCCAUCUGGGGAAUAUCACCGAGAAUCACCACCUAGCUACCCGGGUUUGAUAGUGACGACGGAAGAGCCCGCAUCGACUGUCGAAACAGCAACGCCAGCCGUUACAACUCCACCAAGAGACAAUGCUGUAACUGUUGAUUCGGAAGGAAGGAGGACUAGCGCAACGCACGUCGGGCAAUUGGUUUCGGAGAGGAGUCUAAGCAAUGCAAGCACUAGUAGCAGGAGGUCUGCACGUACACCUGUUGGUGAGCAAGGUACCGCCGAAGGUGGGAAAGACAACACUGAAGGUGGCAAGGUCACCACUGAAACUGUGGAAGAUGCCACUGGAGGUGGAAGGGAUACCGCUGAAGGUGUGACAAACACCACUGAAGGCGGGAAGGAUACCUUUAAAACUGUGGAAGAUACCGCCGAAGGUGUCGCAAACACCACUGAAGGCGAGCAAAAAUCCACUAAAAAUGUGGAAGAUACCGCCGAAGGUGUCGCAAACACCAUUGAAGGCGGGAAGGAUACCCCUAAAAAUGUGGAAGAUACCACCGAGGGUGUGACAAACACCACUGAAGGCGAGCAAGAGACCACUAAAAAUGUGGAAGACACCUCCGAAGAUGGAAGAGACAAAGUUGAAGGCAUUGAACACCCCCCGCAGUUGCCAAGCCUUAACCUGCCGUCUCUCCCAUCCAUCCAGGUCGACCCGGGCAGUCCUGCAAGUCGACAUUCGGAUCAUCAUCCAGAGGAAUAGUGUUCCAGAAGAGUGUAUAUAUUGGUAUGAAUGACGAUCUAAAAGGAGGAAUGGCCGAGACGAUUUCAAUGAAUAAUGAUAUUUAGGGGCACAUGCUUUUAUACCCUUAUUAUGCAUUGAGCAUGGCGCUUCUGGUCUGAACUUUCGGGUGUCCUUUUAGCAAAAGUGUAGUAUAGGUAGAUAAUCACGGCAAGGAUAUGCACAAGUCGGAGGAUGUUUGGAUUUCACUUCUCCAGUUGAAUCGGUCAUUCUAGGUUGGAUUCUUCAGAAGUACCUCAUAUUCAUAUAUCUAUCCAGUUACCGAUGACGACUGUUCAUGCUAUUUGUGCAUUAUCUUCAGUUUUACUCGUGUUUAAAUUUUAGCUCAUUAACGAAUCAAUACAAUCAAGUCUACC